AUGAGUCUCCAAUUUGAAUACCAACUGUAUAUAAGCAAACAUGGCAUACGGUCGUUCUUAAAUAAGUACAUUCCUAAUAGUAUAACCAAGCUUGAAUUAUGUAAGCUAAUAUUAGAUCUAGAUUAUGAUAAAAAGCAUGUACUAAAUUAUGAUUCUCGACCAAUAAUAGAGAUUGCAGCUAUUUUGGUAAACUUACUAUUAGAAGAUAUUAGAUAUCAAAAGUUAACUAUUAGUGAUGAAAAGAUAAAUCAAUCACCAUAUUCUAUAAGACAAUUUUGUAAUGAUCUUCAAUCUCUGAAGAGAAUUUUAAUUGUUACAGGUGCAGGAAUAUCAACAUCUUUAGGGAUACCUGAUUUUAGAUCAAUUCAAGGAUUAUAUAGUCAAUUAUCUCAUUUACAUUUUAAAGAUCCUCAAUUAGUAUUUGAUAUUACUGAAUUCAAAAAGAAUCCUGAAAUCUUUUACUCAGUGGCUCAUUUGAUAUUACCUCCUCUGGGUAAAUAUUCAGUAUUACAUGGAUUUAUUAAAUUACUUCAAGAUAAGCAUAGUUUACUUCGAAAUUAUACUCAAAAUAUUGAUAAUCUUGAAUCUUAUGCUGGCAUUAAAAGUGAUAAAUUAAUUCAAUGUCAUGGAUCCUUUGGAAGUGCUACAUGUUUAACAUGUCAAAAUCAAUUUGCUGGUGCAAAAAUAUUUAAUCAUAUUAAACAUAAACAAGUUCCAAGAUGUUCUUCAUGUUGGAAAGAUACUCAUGAAGCUCCUAUGAAUUAUGGAGUUAUUAAGCCUAAUAUAACAUUCUUUGGAGAAGAUUUACCCCAAAGAUUCUAUAAAUGUAUUGAAAAUGAUCGUAAGAAAUGUGAUUUGGUAAUCGUCAUAGGUACAUCUCUAAAAGUUGAACCUGUGGGAAGUAUUAUUGAUAGAACUCCUCGCAAAGUUCCUCGAAUAUUGAUUAAUAAAGAACCACUACCUCAACGAGAUUUCAAUUUAACUUUAUUAGGAAGUUGUGAUGAUAUUGUCUCUAUUAUAUGCUCAUUAUUGGGAAAGGAAUGGCACAUACCUCAUGAAAAUUUCAAACCAACUACUGAUUCAAGCUUUGUACGUCAUGAAACGUUACCUCUGACCUACGUUAUAAAGUGA
Molecule: messenger RNA, 1131 nt
Organism: Scheffersomyces amazonensis
Lineage: Eukaryota; Fungi; Ascomycota; Pichiomycetes; Serinales; Debaryomycetaceae
Gene: SIR2
Product: Sir2p
Exons: 1
Coding region: 1-1131 (376 amino acids)
Cellular component (GO): nucleus
Molecular function (GO): histone H4K16 deacetylase activity, NAD-dependent; NAD+ binding
Source: RefSeq, a predicted model, not a curated record